UUGACUUCGUCCUUCACGUCGUCGGCCAGCCACAUUCCUUCCUUCUCACCACCAUGUCCGCGCCAAAUUCCCCCAGAUUGGUAGACUCGUUUACCGCUCCUAAGGAAGUCCUUCAGGAGUUUGCUGACUUGGCUGAAGAAGAGGACGUCGACCCCUUCGCCGAGACAGCCUCCAAACGCCAAAUUGCCGCGCGGCAGUCGGAUUACCACAACCGCCGCUUCAACCGUGUAGCUGUCGACAGCGGCGACGCAUUUAAAGAGGGGGAAGAUGGCCAAGCGGGAGAGAGCGGCUACAAGGACGCCAUGCGCCUCGCGCGUCUCGAGCAGGAGGAGCAGCGGGUCAAAAGGGCUAUCGAAGAGAAGGAGAGGCAGGAGAGAGAAGAGGGGAAGAUGAAGAUGGAUCUCGACAAGACUCCCCCCGCGUCGGAGCUCAAGGACGUCGCCGAGGACUUGGAACCGAAGGAGGCGAAGGAAGCGUCAGCUGGUGCGAAGCGCAAGCGUCGUUGGGACGUGCCCGACUCAGACGAGAAUCAGGAUCCUAACAAGGGGGAGAAGAUGGACGAGAAGGCGUCGAAGAAGAAGCGGUCGCGCUGGGACGCGCCGCCAGCGGAAGGUGCUGCAGCGGAGACACCAAAGCGGUCGCGUUGGGACCAGGCUCCCGCACAGCAGGACACACCCAUGAUCCCCAUCAUCAUGAACGCGCCGAGCUACAUGCACGACGACAAGCAUAAUCGCUACCUCACGGACGAAGAACUCAAUGCCGUCCUUCCCGCUACUGGCUAUGCCAUCGUUACUCCCCCUCCCGGCUACGGCCCCUCUAUUCCUCCACGGCAUCUCAUGGCUACCCCUGUCACUGAAGUCGGUGGUUUCCAAAUCCAGGAGAGCUCUGAUGCUGCUGCUAUGGCUGCAGCUGCCGGCCUAGCACCCGAAUUGCCCACCGAGAUUCCUGGGGUUGGUAACCUCGCCUUCUUCAAGCAGGAGGACGCGCAGUACUUCGCGAAGAUCUUGAAAGAGGAGGACGAGACGGAGCUGUCAGUGGACGAGAUGAAGGAGCGCAAAAUCAUGCGUUUGCUGCUUAAGAUCAAGAACGGUACCCCGCCCGUGCGUAAGACUGCGCUGCGCCAAAUCACUGACAAGGCGCGCGAGUUCGGCGCCGGCCCUCUCUUCGACAAAAUUCUGCCGCUGCUCAUGGAGCGCACUCUGGAGGACCAGGAGCGUCACUUGCUUGUCAAGGUUAUCGACCGCGUUCUCUACAAGCUCGAUGACCUCGUUCGCCCGUACGUGCACAAGAUCCUCGUUGUCAUCGAGCCCCUGCUCAUUGACGAGGACUACUACGCUCGUGUUGAAGGCCGCGAGAUCAUCUCCAACUUGUCAAAGGCCGCCGGGCUAGCGCACAUGAUCUCUACUAUGCGCCCCGAUAUCGACCACGCCGACGAGUACGUCCGGAACACCACCGCGCGCGCUUUCUCCGUCGUCGCCUCUGCUCUCGGUAUUCCGUCGCUGCUGCCCUUCUUGAAGGCCGUUUGUCGGUCCAAGAAGUCAUGGCAAGCGCGCCACACGGGUAUCCGUAUUGUGCAGCAGAUUGCCAUCAUGAUGGGCUGCGCCGUCCUGCCACAUCUUCGCAACCUCGUGGACUGUAUUGCGCACGGCCUGACGGACGAGCAGCAGAAGGUCCGUACUAUGACGGCUCUCGGUCUCGCUGCCCUCGCUGAGGCCGCUGCGCCCUACGGUAUCGAGUCCUUCGACAACGUCCUGAAGCCGUUGUGGUUGGGUAUCCGUCUGCACCGUGGCAAGGGCCUUGCGGCCUUCUUGAAGGCCAUUGGCUUCAUCAUCCCACUCAUGGACCCCGAGUACGCGUCCUACUACACGAAGGAGGUCACCGUCAUCCUCAUCCGCGAGUUCCAAACUUCCGACGAGGAGAUGAAGAAGAUCGUGCUCAAGGUGGUCAAGCAGUGCGCGGCCACCGAGGGUGUCACCCCGUCUUACAUCAAGAACGAUAUCCUCCCCGACUUCUUCCGCUCGUUCUGGGUGCGCCGUAUGGCCCUCGACCGGCGCAACUACAAGCAGGUCGUCGAGACGACGGUCGAGCUCGCACAGAAGGCCGGUGUGGCGGAGAUCGUUGGGAGGAUCGUGAACGAGCUGAAGGACGACUCGGAGCCGUACCGGAAGAUGGUCAUGGAGACGAUUACGAAGGUCGUUGCCACCCUCGGCGCCGCGGACAUCGACGAGCGUCUUGAGGUCCGCCUCGUGGACGGUAUCAUCUUCUCCUUCCAGGAGCAGACGACGGAGGACCAGGUCAUGUUGGACGGCUUCGGCACGGUCGUCAACGCUCUUGGCAUCCGCGUCAAGCCAUACCUCACGCAGAUCGUGUCGACCAUCCUUUGGCGCUUGAACAACAAGAGUGCGAAGGUUCGCCAGCAGGCUGCAGACCUCACGACACGUCUCGCUGUCGUGAUCAAGCAGUGUGGUGAGGACCAGCUCUUGAGCAAGCUCGGGCUCGUCCUGUUCGAGCAGCUCGGUGAAGAGUACCCGGAUACACUCGGUAGUAUCAUCGCCGCAGAGGGUGCUAUCGCCAACGUCGUCGGUAUGACGCAGAUGAACCCGCCAGUGAAGGACCUCUUGCCGCGCAUGACCCCUAUCCUGCGUAACCGACACGAAAAGGUGCAGGAGGCGUCGAUUAACCUAAUCGGGCGUAUCGCGGAUCGCGGCGCCGAGUUCGUGCCGGCGCGCGAGUGGAUGCGUAUCUGCUUCGAACUUCUCGACCUCCUGAAGGCGCACAAGAAGGCUAUUCGCCGAGCAGCCGUAAACUCCUUCGGCUAUAUCGCGAAGAGCUUGGGUCCCCAGGAUGUGCUCUCGGUCCUCCUGACCAACCUGAGGGUGCAAGAGCGCCAGAGUCGUGUGUGUAGUACGGUGGCUAUUGCUAUCGUGGCGGAGACUUGCGGACCGUUCACUUGCAUCCCCGCCAUCCUGAAUGAGUACCGCACGGCGGAGCUGAACGUCCGCACUGGCUGUUUGAAGGCGCUGUCAUUCGUCUUUGAGUACGUCGGGCCGCAGUCUGCGUUUUACGUGGACUCGGUGGUGACGAUGCUCGAGGACGCUCUCACGGAUCGCGACCUGGUGCAUCGUCAAACGGCAAGCACGAUUGUCAAGCAUCUCGCGCUCGGUGUCGCCGGGCUCGGCUGCGAGGAUUCGAUGAUGCACCUGAUGAACCUCGUCUGGCCGAAUUGCUUCGAGACCUCCCCGCAUGUUAUUGGCGCGGUCAUGGACGCCAUCGAAGCGAUGCGCGUGACGCUGGGUCCGGGGGUGCUGCUAAGCUACGUCUUGCAGGGUCUCUUCCAUCCGGCGCGCAAGGUGCGGGAAGUGUAUUGGCGUAUCUAUAACUCGCUCUACCUGGGUGCCGCUGACGCGCUCGUGCCCUUCUACCCCGAUGUCGGCGAGCUGAGCGAAGGCCAGAACGUGUACGAUAGGCACCCGUUGCAGAUGUUUGUGUGAGGAGGAGGACAUGUACUUUAUCGAUAGUUAGAAGAGUUUGUUGCUUUCGGGAUCUAGAUUCGGUUACACCUCCUUGUGGAGAAAGCCAAA
Schizophyllum commune H4-8 is the source of this 3581-nucleotide messenger RNA. Its product is annotated as ARM repeat-containing protein. Gene Ontology annotation, cellular component: catalytic step 2 spliceosome; U2-type prespliceosome; U12-type spliceosomal complex. The transcript is spliced from 3 exons. NCBI's taxonomy places the organism in Eukaryota, Fungi, Basidiomycota, Agaricomycetes, Agaricales, Schizophyllaceae. Gene Ontology annotation, biological process: spliceosomal complex assembly. Gene Ontology annotation, molecular function: mRNA binding. The record is from RefSeq and is a predicted model, not a curated record. The coding region runs from base 54 to 3491 and encodes 1145 amino acids.